UUAAUGACGAUUGCAGUCAAAUUAUAUCGAAAUGAACUGCUGAAAACACCUCUGCGGGUUGUUUUUGUGAAGAGUGUAUCUUACCUAGAUCAUUUCUUCUAGAGUUCUCUGUGAGAAUGUAGAUUGUUCUUCGUCUUCUUGUCGAUUGUUUUCUCCCAACUAUCCAAUGUACGUAUAUCUAACAAUAGCAGGUGCUUCCACUGUGCCCAAUCUCUCAUACUGAUUGUGCUUCGUUUAUGUGUCGACAGUACUUGGUCUGACCAAGGUCUGUACGCCUUCAUACCAACGAUUCGUCUUACCAACAAUUUCGUGUAACUUCCUGGGGUGGCAUUUUGUAUAAGUUGGAGAGCCAGAUAAGUACAAACAAUGGAUGAACAAGUUUGUUGUUUCUGUUAAUUAUUUUUCUACCUGUUUCUUACCUGCUUGAUAACGAUACAAGAAUCAGUAUCGAAAUGUGGCAUCACCUGAAUAACGAAGUUGUUCCUCUAUAAAGUGUAUCCUUCGCGUAAUCCGCAUUUGUAAGUCUUUUACCUUCACAUGUACUCUCUCUUAUUAACGAUUCCAGUUACUCCAACCAACGAUUGCACUUAUUCCAACCAACGUGUAUUUCAUUUUAUUAACAAUCAACACCAGGUAUAGAACGAUUGUGCUUCGUAACACGGGAUCGGGAUCUUGUUUAGUCUGAACAACGACGAUACGUUUGCAUUCCCACAAUUCCCCAGCAACAGUAUUUAAAACAUGGUGUUGAUUUUAAUGUAUCCUGAUCGUGUUAUCAAUGUUAACAUGCCUGAAGCGACAACUUAGUUUCCGUUUCCUUCUCGGGUGAUUUGAAUUUAAAAUUGUUUCCUUUAGGCUAUUAUUGUUUUUGCAUAGCCAACACAUGAGCGAGUCAUUAUAUUCUUUUUAAUCAAUUUUAGCAACUGAGGAUUUAUAUUUCCUUUGAGACGCGGGCGUUAUACUUCCCUGUAUAAAGGACACUAUCGAUCGCGGCAGUCAGACUUCGUUAAAGAUAAGUAUCAUUUUCCUUGUAACCCGCCAUGUAAAAUUUGUCGCGUGAAUCCGAAGUGUGCGGGGCCGAUGGUUAUAGGAUCGAGAUGUGCAAGACAGUGGCCUGACAAUAACGACAUCGGAAAGUGACUGUUGCGUUAUUCAGCGCGAUCUGUGUGCAGUGUGCAAGUAACCAGUGCAGCCAAUUGGCUGAAUUAACCGAUACUGCACCUACACCGUAACUUGUAAGGCAGUUGCGUUGGUGUGAGAGGUUUGUGGUUACCAUGGCUGCCCUUAGUGAUAUUUACUGUUGGCAGUAGUGUUGGUGACUUAUGCUGAAUCUGCCUGAUUGGUUGUAUUCAGUGUAAUCUACGUUGUGUUUGUGGUAUCAGUACAACACUUCCUGAUUCGUACGAAAUCACUGAAACUUCAGGGGGUUAACCGGUUCAGACUUUGCGUGAAUGUUCUGGUAGCCAGUGUGACACCUUCGUAACCGUGGAGGUAACCAGUGUGACACCUUCGUAACUGUGGAGUAGCCAGUGUGACACCUUCGUAUCUGUUGAUGUAGCCAGUGUGACACCUUCGUAACCGUGGAGGUAACCAGUGUGACACCUUCGUAACUAUGGAGGUAACCAGUGUGACACCUUCGCAACCGUUGAGUAGCCAGUCUGACACCUUCAUAACAAUGGAGCAGCCAGUGUGACACCUUCGUAACUGUGGAGGUAACCAGUGUGACACCUUCGUAACCGUGGAGUAGCCAGUGUGACACCUUCGCAACCGUUGAGUAGCCAGUCUGACACCUUCAUAACAAUGGAGCAGCCAGUGUGACACCAUCGUAACUGUGGAGGUAGCCAGUGUGACACUUUCGUAACCGGGAAGUAGCCAUUGUGACACCUUCGUAACCGUGGAGGUAACCAGUAUGACACCUUCGUACCUGUGGACGUAACGAGUGUGACACCUUCGUAACUGUGGAGGUAGCCAUUGUGACAGCUUCGUAAGUGCGGAGUAGCCAGUGUGACACCUUCGUAACUGUGGAGGUAACCAGUGUGACACCUUCGUAACGGUGGAGAUAACCAGUGUGAAGCCUUCGUAACUGUGGAGGUAACCAGUGUGAAGCCUUCGUAACUGUGGAGGUAACCAGUGUGACACCUUCGUAACGGUGGAGGUAACCAGUGUGACACCUUCGUAACUGUGGAGGUAACCAGAGUGACACCGUAACUGUGGAGGUAACCAGAGUGACACCUUCGUAACUAUGGAGCUAACCAGUGUGACACCUUCGUAACUGUGGAGGUAACCAGUGUGACACCUUCGCAACGGUGCAGGUAGCUGAUGUGAUAUCUUCGUAACGGUGGAGCUAACCAGUGUGACACCUUCGUAACUGUGGAGGUAACCAGUGUGACACCUUCGCAACGGUGCAGGUAGCUGAUGUGACAUCUUCGUAACGGUGGAGCUAACCAGUGUGACACCGUAACGGUGGAGCUAACCAGUGUGACACCUUCAUAACUGCAGAGUUAGCAGCAGUGCAGCGGCAAUCCUUCCUAGAGACUCUUUGUUUGUACCUGUCACUGGAGGUAGCGUAGCCAUUGUGAAACCUACGUAUCAGUAGAGGUACCCUUGUGACACGUAACAAACUUUGGGUGACACUUUCGUAAUUGUGGAGGUAACUCACAAUAAGUAAUGGGUAUCAGCUCAACUGUGUAAGUAACAGCAGCUGCGAGAUUUCCCAAAGGAUCAUUUCUGUUUUAUGAUAUGUAUCUUAUCCAAGAUACAGGGGUUUGCAUAUUUAAAUACCGUUUGGCGCAGUGUUCAUAGUAUAUUUCUGCUGUUGAACUAAAAUUACCAAAAAAGACAACGUCUUCAAUCUGAGGGAGCCCAAGUUUUUGUCCAGGCAGUAAACUAGCAUGGUAUAGAGAUAGUUCCAUGUACAUAGCAACACUCAACUAAGACACGGAAACACUUCUGUGAUUGUGAUUUUGUGCAGAGAAGCAUCAUUUGUACCAAUAUUGUCUGCAAAAGGAGAGGCACCACGGUCAGUAUGGCACUGCGUGCACUCAUGUUGGUGGGUUCUUUGGCCGGUCUGUACAUACGUUGCGAGGAGAUUCCUUUCCCUUAUGGAAAGCCGUGUUAUGAAAUCCUGUGUUGGUGUCAUAAUACUAGUGCUCAUUGUAUCGGAAAUGACGACCGUUUGACAUAUAUCCCCAAAUUGAGAAGCGAAUUUAAUAUUACAACUUUGUUCUUUCAAUAUAACUUCCUUGCACAAAUCAGAGACAAUACCUUUGAUAAUCUUACAACAUUAAUACUACUUCAUCUAAAUCUUCAACACUGCAAUAUAUCCCAUGUAUCUGAACAUGCUUUCAAUAAACUGACUAAGCUACGAAGCCUACACCUAGGUCAUAACCCCAUCAUUUUGAAAUCACUGGCCGUUGCUUUUCAUUCGUUGUCUAAUUUAGGUCACAUCUACCUUAAUGGCCUUGGCAUCAGAGACUCGGAUCUUGAGGAGAAUCUACUGGAAGGUCUCCUCAGAAGCCCAAUUACAGGGAUUCAUCUUGCUAGAAACAAUUUGGCUAAAUUCAAUUUUAGCCACUUUGCUGGGUUUCCUGAAUUGACAACCCUGAAUCUACAUCACAACAUGAUUAACCUAUACCCAGAUUCUUUCAAUCAUGUAUUUUCCAAGGUAUUGGCUACAUUGUGGAUACAUCAUAAUAACAUCACGUUAAUGCCAGAUUUCUGUUCCAAUAAUGAGUCUGUCUUUCCUAACCUGUCCACCCUUCGGAUUGGUUACAAUCAGAUUCCAUAUCUGAAUAAGAGUAGUUUCGGCUGUUUGUCAAAGUGUACCGGAAUGUGUCUGACCCAUUUGCAAAUAUCAGGGAACCCCUUUCAAAUUAUUGGUAGUGAGACGUUCCGUCAAGUUCCGAGUCUUCAACAGCUUGUAAUGAAACAGUUAUCAUCUGCCCAGACUGAUAUCGAUGACGAGACAUUCGUCGGCUGCAACAGGCUCAACUACCUUGACCUCUCCGGCAACAAUAUCACUCCAGACAAACUCGAGCACCUUGUGCGACCAUUAAUUAAAACAUUGAAAUACCUUAACUGUAACAACUGCAGCUUACAAAUAGUGCCGGAUGUCAUAUCAGAACUGGCUGGACUGGAGAGCAUGUUUCUAGAUCAUAAUCACAUUAAAUCCAUUAGCGACAACGUGUUUAUCAACAACGUUAACCUUCUGAAGAUGUCAUUAAGUAACAACAGUCUCAGCUAUGUGUUCAUACCGAUCUCCAUACGGAGUCGUCUCACCUAUGUCAACAUUGAGAACAAUUCUUUCAAUUGUAACUGUGACUUACUGUGGUUUAAAGAUUGGCUGAUCGGUGCCCGGAGUUUGUUCAGACGUCGCUUAUCCUAUUAUACCUGUUUUAGUCCCCCAGGCACCAAAGGGAAGAGACUGGUAGAUGUUCCAUCUGUUACGAAAUUUGUUUGCCUGUAUGACAGCCAGUACGUCUCUCUGGUGGUCUGUGCCGUUGUAGCUGUGCUGAUGUCUAUUGUGUGCUUUGCGUUGGGCUACAAGUGGAGGUGGAAUAUCCGCUACUUUCUGGUCUGGAAGAGGAGAAGACAUAGCUCCUCAUCUGAAGCCAUGCCUCUUCUGGCGCGUGGCAUCUACCUUCUGUACUCGGAUGAAGACUUCGUUUGGGUUAGACUUAAAGCUUUGCCCAAUUUGGAGGACAAAGGUCAUUUGCAAAUUUGUUUUCGAUCACGAGACUUUGAUCCUAAGAUUCAUAUCAUGGACAGCAUUGUGAAGAAUCUUAAUGGAUGCAGAAAGGUUCUUAUGGUAGUGUCCAACAGCUUCUGUAAGGACACUGGAUGUCAGUUCGAGCUGUCCUUGGUACAGAAACGCUUGGAGGACCCCCACGAGGCGUUUGUUGUGGUCCUUUUGGAGGACAUUGAUGAUAGAUAUAUGUCGGAAUUUCUCUCCAGUCUCCUACAAGAAUGUAACGUUAUAACCUGGCCUGGGAGUGGUCAGAACGAAGCUGAAUUUUGGAAUCAAGUCCUGUUGAUGUUACAAAGGUCAUACGAGUCAGGCGAAUUAAACACAAUGUAAUUUCGGAUGACCAACUCCAGAAUCAGGCAAUAGUGACGUUUCAACAGUGAUAAUGAACUAUCAAAUAAUGGAUUUACUCACAGGAUAGAAGGGGAACUGUUCUUGAUGUUCGUCCUGGUAUUAUCCACAUUCAAGAAUCACCGGGAAAAGUAGCCAAAUGGUUGCCAAAAUAUGUAGAAAUGGAAUGUACCCUAAAGUUAUCUCUGCUGAAGGGCUGCUGUUAUUGCUAUUAUACCAUUCACUCUUUCAUACAAAUUCAAGUUGUUCCUGUACCAAUCGCCGAUAGGUUUCUGUGAAGCAUUUGGCAUGUAACAGAUGCAUCCUUGGAGAAGGCUAAAACGACCUUCUAUGCUCACAAAACUGUGUGUGUUUAUCAGUCAGAGACUGAUGUAUGUCAUCGUACUCCAGUUGUGCAGAUCUUUGCUCAUGAUGUCCUUCACUGGCUUGGUUUGGUUGUCCAGGUCAGACUCGACAUAGACCGCUGUCAAGUACAGUAAUCUACGCUACAACGAACUCGAAGUGACACGAAUUGUGCUUCUUAAUAACUAUUGUUCGUUACACACAUUAAGACUAUAAUUUAAAGCAAAAGGCUCGGAUAAAACAUAGGUCGUCACAUCAGUUCGUUAUAAGCAGGUUAGUAAUAAACGCAGUUUACUUUAGCUCGAAUACUCUUGAGGGCAACCUAAAGAAACAAAAAACCAAAACACCAACCCCAAACAA
This is a messenger RNA of Haliotis rubra (blacklip abalone), 5794 nucleotides long. Its product is annotated as toll-like receptor 13. Gene Ontology annotation, cellular component: membrane. Gene Ontology annotation, biological process: toll-like receptor signaling pathway; immune response. The record is from RefSeq and is a predicted model, not a curated record. Bases 3023 to 5074 code for a protein of 683 amino acids. Gene Ontology annotation, molecular function: transmembrane signaling receptor activity; protein binding. Lineage: Eukaryota; Metazoa; Mollusca; Gastropoda; Lepetellida; Haliotidae. The transcript has a single exon.